Molecule: messenger RNA, 1290 nt
Organism: Fusarium coffeatum
Lineage: Eukaryota; Fungi; Ascomycota; Sordariomycetes; Hypocreales; Nectriaceae
Exons: 2
Coding region: 1-1290 (429 amino acids)
Source: RefSeq, a predicted model, not a curated record
AUGCCUACGAUACCAGAGCGAUACAACAGUAUUAAUGAAUAUACGCAAGAUAUCAUUGAAUUCAUUGACACGCCCCUAGUCCGCCAGAUUACUGGGGGUAUCCACGUCAACGACUCACUCAUCUACAAUGCCUGGGACGCCCUGCCUAGCGACUGGACAUCCUGGUGGACAUCAUUUCCAGAUCAUCGCAUAGCGCAGCAAGACCUAAUAGACAAUAUUGAUGAGUUGGAAUCUUCAAUCGCGACAUAUGACGAGAUGGAUGAAACUCAGCGACAUCGACCCCUGCCAGACCGACCAGAGUCGCUGUCCAAGUGGCUCGAUAGCGUGCAGUCACUCGCCCUCCCGCGGAAUCAGCGACCUGGCAGGGUCAUGACCCUCCCAGAGAUUCUAACAAGUCGCAUGAAGACCAAAAAGAUUGCUGAAGUAUCGACAGCCGUAGCAUACAUCCACAGCGUGUGCCAAGCCAACAACAUAACCCACGUCAUUGACAUGGGCUCGGGCCAAGGGUACCUCUCAAUCUCCCUAGCUUACCUCUUCCCGGAGCUACAAGUGCUGGCCAUCGACGGCAGCGAAUCCCAGAUCGCAGCCUCAAAAGCCUGCGCAGGUAGUCUUGGCAUUCCUGAAAGCAGGGUUCAGCAUAUGCGGCGCUACAUUGACGGCACGCCACCUUUGGCGGAUGAGAUAGAUACCUGGGCUGGAGGGGAGAGGUGCAUGCUCGUCGGUCUUCACGCGUGCGGGAAUCUCUCUGAGCAUAUGCUACGGUACUUCACCACCGUCCCGUUCAUUGUGCGCCUGGGCGUCGUUGGAUGCUGCUACAACCAUAUCGUCCCGCGUUCUACCACCCAUCCCGAAGGAUUUCCAAUCAGCGCAAAGUUGCGAGAGAAGAACGUGUCCCUCAGUGCUACGGCGCUUAUGACGGGUUGCCAAGCCCCGAAUAACUGGGCAAGGGCAGAUCCAAGAAAACAAGAGUCCGUGUACUCCAAAAGGCGCUUCUACCGAGCUUUGUUAGAGAAGGUCUUCCACGAUAAAGGAAUAGAACUUGACAAAGAGGACAGACCGACGUGGGGUGUGCUAAACGGAGAUAUGGCUAGCUUCAAUGCGUUUGCACGUAGGGCAAUGAGGUGCCUCGACGUUGACGAGAGCAAAAUCAGCGAUGCUGACCUCGAAGCUUACGAGGAAAGGUAUCGAGGGUAUGAGGGUAAAGUGGCGAUUCUCUGGACGCUCAGUGUCCUGUGCUGCAAAGUUGUCGAGAGCAAUAUCACCAAGGAACUUAAUGCUUAUAGCUGCUAA